AGGAAUCCCGUUUUCACUGGCCGCCAGCAAAACUCCUAACGGCGCAACAAUUUUUAUCCCGAGAUCGAGACUCACUUACCGAUUUACUGCUAUAGUGCAAGAGCAAGAACACCAGCAGUACGUUAUUGCACUACUCGGAAAGAGAAUAAUGCAUUUUUGAUCGCGCUCCGUUACUACUAUGCAACCAUUAUGUAGACAUUGUGCAGGUGUGCAAACAGAGUCAGCAAAGCAAACGUUGGAAAGAGAAUAGCAGUAAUAUAAUGAUUAUCUAUUAUUGUCUAAAUGUUAUUUGUUUAGUUUAUUAAGUUUCUAUUUUUAUUCCCGGUAAUCCUUAAUAUUAUAUCGUAAAGUAGGUUCAGCAUCAAGUAUUAUUUUAUCAUCGAAAAAUUUCUCGCGCUAUACACGUUCCGCAUCGUGGAUUUUCCUUCAAAUCGCAAUUAGUUAAUUACACGGAAGAAACGACUAUCCGCAUUAAAAGACCUAGCGUGCAACACAAGCAGCUACAGCAACUACGAGGUCUUUAACUUGUUCUCGAUCUAAAGAAUUUUACACGUGCAGAACAGACGAGUCGUUUUAUCAAUUAUGCUCCAAAUAAGUCGUGGAGUAUAAAAUUUGAAAAUUUUAAUUGCCAUGAAACUCGAUACUUCAAGUGUAUGUAGUAGACAGAAAUGUAUGGCAUAUUCAAUGCGCGAGGCAACUAUUGAUUAUAUUUUCUAUGAACAAUGCAUACUUAUACACGAAACAUGAUAUUUUGACGUUUCUACCGACAGUUUAAUUAUAAUCACGAAAAAGUUACAAAUAUUAUACCUAUCACCAUGAAACGCGGUCUGCUAAAAUCCUACUUGGAUACAAAUAGUAUCAAAAGUUUAUCGAAAGACUUUAUCUCUGCGAAAAAUCGUAGACCUAGUAGAAUCGAGGAGAGAAUCCGCCUACGAAGACUCCGUGCUAAUCCACAUCUCAUAGUUGAAUCCCCAGAGCAGAUUACCGAGGCGUCCGAAAAUAUCACCGCAGAAUCAAGAGUUAUCAAAAAUUCCUGUGAUUCAUCGAGCCCAAGAACCGAGUCUUGUACAACCUCCACAACCUCUUGCAGCUCGAGCUCAAACGAAAAUAUGCCAAAAAUUCGGGGAAGUAAGCAGCGAGUAGAUCUUUUGGAACUUGGAGCGUCGAGUCGGACGCCUUUAGUUAAUAUAAGGCUGAAAAAGAGUAGAGGAAAAUCUAAAAAUCCCGGAUUAGAAAGAAAAUUAUUAUUAUUUCAUCAGGGAAAAUUAAAGGCGAAGACAAGACCGAGGAGCGCUCCUUGCACGCCACUUUUUCAGUUAAAAUACUCGAAACAAAAUUGGAGAUGUGAUAAUUUCGUUGAUUGUAAAACUGUGGAAAAGGAUUGUAUCGAUCAACCAAAAGUGCUAGAUGAUGAUACCGUUGAUUGCAAACCCGUUGGGAACCCUGCAUUAAUUGCAGUAAUGACUGAAAGCCUAGAUAAAAUGCGGGCGGAGUUAAAUGCGAACAAAAAUUCAUGUGCCGUCGAUGAGGAGAUCGACGGCAAUUCCGUCAGCCGGAAGUCAAGCAUUCUAAACGCGAAUUCUGCACGAAAUAAUCUACCCAACUCCGUGGCUGAUUCCGAAGGGGUUUUAUCAGAGAAACAAGAAUCACAAUCUUGUUUGGAAAUCCCAGGAAUUAAUUCGGAGAAUCGGAAUAGCGAAAUUGAGCAUGAGAUUCAUUCAGACUCAAAUAAUUACGGUUGCACGGUAAUUGAGGAAUCCACGGUAACGUCGCAAUCGCAUUAUAAUAAUUGCAAUUGCACCGUUUCGAAUCCAGCUUCGGGACCCGGUAGUUCCUGUACUAACGAUAAUCUGCAAUCCCCUAAGAAAUCGCCGGGAAAUAAAUACCAUAAUAACCGGUGGGAAAAUAGCUCAGAAAAACGACCAAGUUCAAAACCCUGCGGUGCUCAGGAUACGCUGCAUUUCAAGGAUGAUCGCGGCGCGGAUGUCUCUGUCCAUAAAGCCGUAGCUUGUACCUAUAAAAGUAAAGACUGCCAAUUUCACCGCAGUCACAACUAUUGCAUGAGAAGAAAUUUCAAUCAUCAGGCUAUAGUAAAUGAAAAUCCAAAAUCUUGGGAUAAAUCGGAGAAAGAUUUUUGCGCUUGCAGUGUGAGAGCUGGAGAUAAAUCGAGAAGUUACAGCCUAACUACUGAUUCGAUCUCUGAGUCCUGCGGAACUCAUUGCGUCCGUAAUUAUCAGUUGAAAAUUCCACAGCAACAGUGUGCUAAUAAUAACUUAGCCGUGAGCAAGCAAAAAUCUGUAAAGUUGCCUAAUUCCGGCAUGACGAGAUCGUGCGAUUGUCACGCCAAAAAGAGAUCCUGUCGCAAAAUUUGUGGAUCACAAAGGUCCAAGUCCAGCCCAAGAAGAGUAACGUUUAGAUUACCAUCUCUCAUUCCGGAAGAAGGGAUAAUCCAAAACUUCAAAGAGGAUGAUAAAGAGACUAAUUUUGGAUGGAUUUGCAAUCGCAAAUUUUCGAACAUCGAACCGAAUCGAAAAUCCCAAAACACUGAGCCCCAAGACGAGAACAAUGAAUUUGAAAAAAAUCACGAGGAAAUUUUCGCGUCAUGCUGCAAUUCCAGUCAUGCCCACUGCCGGAGCUGUUGCAUGGGUCAUCAGCAGCGAAGAUCGAGGAGUCCAAAAGUCCAUUUUUGCGAAGAGCUUUUGAAUAAGCAGCGAGAAAUUGUCGGUGAUCUUUGCGAGAGCGGUGCGGGCCAUCGAGAGAUAGAGAGCAAAAACAAAUUAUUAGUUGAGGGAGCUCAACCUGUCAAGAAUUCGGACUCGAAAACAUCGAUUGGAUCGGAAAAAGACGCUUGGGCGGAAGAUAACGAGAAUAUUUUAGAUAAUUUUGAGAACGUCUCAUUUCCGAAAGAGACGAGACAGGCUAUGAACGUUCUUUUGCAAUCCCGAGAAACUCGAUUGGCGAAUCCAUCGCAUAGAUCAAAUUCGGGUAAACAGCGAUGGCAACGAAAUCCAGAAAUCAAAGUCUUGAAUAAACCAGAUUUAGGAAUCUUUGACUCUGAGGGACAGAAAGCUAUGCACGUGGCAACAUACGCCCAGGCCCUGGCGGUCUUCCAGAGAAAAAGCGAUCCCUUGGCUGAUGGUAGUAGCUUCCAAAAGAAACGAAACAUCGUUCGGAAUGAAAGUGCAGGGGGUAACUAAAAACAUAUGCAUAUAUAUCUCAUUGA
Molecule: messenger RNA, 3223 nt
Organism: Athalia rosae (coleseed sawfly)
Lineage: Eukaryota; Metazoa; Arthropoda; Insecta; Hymenoptera; Athaliidae
Exons: 3
Coding region: 816-3197 (793 amino acids)
Source: RefSeq, a predicted model, not a curated record